This is a messenger RNA of Pecten maximus, 701 nucleotides long. Its product is annotated as monocarboxylate transporter 13-like. The record is from RefSeq and is a predicted model, not a curated record. Gene Ontology annotation, molecular function: monocarboxylic acid transmembrane transporter activity. The annotation marks the transcript as partial. NCBI's taxonomy places the organism in Eukaryota, Metazoa, Mollusca, Bivalvia, Pectinida, Pectinidae. Gene Ontology annotation, biological process: transmembrane transport; monocarboxylic acid transport. The transcript has 4 exons.
AUGUCGACAGAUGAAGAAGCUUGUAUUUCUGAAUCAUUUCAUCUCAAAUGUACCAACGAGGAGGAAUCGGGAAAGGACAAGGGAGACAACUACCCCAUUGAUUAUGAAGUCGACGAGCCGGAGCUAUCUCCAGAUGGAGGCUGGGGAUGGGUAAUUGUGUUUAGCAGCCUGAUGAUCCAUAUCAUUUUAUUUGGAAUUGAAAAAUCGUCGGGAAUAUUUUUCCUUAAGUUUGAUGAAGCAUUCCAGCAACCAGCUAGUAUCACUGCCUGGGUAACCACAGUUCCUGGAGGUCUACGUUCAAUUCUAGGACCCCUGUGUAGCCUGCUGACAAACAAAUUCUCGUUCCGCCCCGUCGUCCUGGCAGGAGCUAUCCUGAUGGCACUAGGGAUGUUGCUGACGGGAUUCGCCAGUAAUAUGGCGUUGAUCUUCUUCAGUUUUGCCAUUGUUGAAGGCCUGGGAAUGUGCCUAGUGUAUUCACCAGCAGUCGUCAUCGUCGGCAAGUACUUCACCAAAAGACGGGGACUGGCUGUAGGCAUCGCGUCCUCAAGUUUUGGAUCAUUUCUCUUCCCAACCUUUAUCGAAUUCGCUUUUGACUAUUACGGAUAUAUGGGUGCGUUUUUAUUGUUAUCGGGGAUAACUUUAAACAUCAUUGUGUGUGGAAGUUUAUUUACACCUCCUCCUGAAAGGAAACUUCGGAGAAG